Naegleria gruberi is the source of this 1800-nucleotide messenger RNA. RefSeq lists its product as uncharacterized. Lineage: Eukaryota; Heterolobosea; Eutetramitea; Acrasida; Naegleriidae. The transcript has a single exon. The coding region runs from base 1 to 1800 and encodes 599 amino acids. The record is from RefSeq and is a predicted model, not a curated record.
AUGUCAACAAUACUUUCGAAUAGUUUAUUCAUCAUUACUUUACUCUUGCUUGUUGUUUCGAAUAGUUACCAAUCAACCAACAACAGCAACUUGACAACCGUUACUUCAUUCUACUACCCACAAUACGAAUGUCUCAAACACACUCCAGUCAACCAAUUCUACUAUCCUUUCAUGUUCACUCUCGAUACUCCCUUCUAUGAUUAUUGUAAAUUGCCAACGAUUGGAAAUGCACCACAAGAUUUCUAUAAGGACUCUCAAUUGAUCAGUUCAUUAUUGGAUGGUUCAUUCUCUUGUGUUGAUUUCCUGUGUUCCAAUGACAAGGAAUGGAACCUUUCGAAUAAGACUCAGCUCACUACACUUGGAGUCAUGUGGAAUUAUUGUUUUUAUUGUAAUACUGAGGGAAGAAAUUCAUCAUCAAUUAAUUCGACAAGUGAAAUAUUUAGAGAAAAACUAAUGUUGGGUCAAUGUGAUGCAUUUUCAAUUGCAAAUUCAUCGUUGAAUUUCUUGGAGAAUUUCAAUCGAGUUUCGAAUAGGCAUUGUAAUGGAGAUAGCUAUGUGGAGAGACGUCAUUUACCAUUCCUUGAAUAUUACUUUUUCCAAACAGAUUACUUUAUCAAUUCGUUUGCUAGAUAUAGAAAGAAUAAUUUCAAUGAAGUUUAUUCUGAUGCAAAGACUUACAUUUCCAAAGUUAAACUUCAAUCCAUUCUCACCUUUUAUUUUAAAGAUUUAUUCGAAAGGUCAACACUUGAUUCAGCCCCUCUCAACAUUCCAGUUUCAUGUUGGUGUGAUUAUGGAUCUAGCUCCAAAACCAUUGGUUUUCAAUGCUACGAUUAUUAUCAGGGAUGGCAAUUAUUAUGUACCUAUAGAAUAUGUGUUGUGAUAUUUACUCUAUUAUAUGGCAGUUGUUCAUUGUUUUAUUCAUUGGUUUUGGUGGUACCGAGAAUUGUGGAGAGAAUUUCCUCAUUCAAACAGAGAAAUGAUAUUAGAUUAAUGGAAACUAAUUGUAAGAAACCUCUCUAUUUCAUUAGACAUUUUUUAGAUAUUGUAACACAACCUCCAAUUUUCUUUACAUUAUCUGCAUUCUUUGGAAUGUUGGAAAACUGUUUCAGAUUUCUAUUUAAUUUUAGUGUUUUUAAUGGAUUUUUCAAUUCUUUCUAUUCGGGAAUUUUUAGAUCGAUUUCAAUUGGUUUGGCAUGUUGUGGAUAUUCUGCAUUGGUUAUUUCAUGGGCUCAUGUGAUUGAUUUGGCAAAGAGAAAGACAUCCUCUGCUCCCUUUUCAAGUCAAUUGUCAAAAUUGAAUGUUGUAAUCUUGACAAUUUGUUACAUUGGCAUGUUAAUAUCAGGAAUUGUGAGUGCAAUCAUUUUGAUUGUUGUGAAGAACUCAUCUACUGGUUAUAUCUUCUUGACAGUUGCUGUACUGAUCUAUCUCUUUACAUUUGUAGUUGGCUUUGCAUUUUAUGGAAUCAAGAUUUUACUUUCCCUCAGAAAAACCUCAGAUACUAGCUCAAUUAUUGAGUAUCGUUUCACCAAAUUCAUUCUAUUAGAAACGGUCUUCUUCCUUAUUGGUUGGAUUGUUUCACUCUUCAUGUUAGUUUCGUACGUGUUUGGUUUCGAUUCGAUGGGACUUUUCUGGGGACUCAAUAGAAAUAUUUUCAUGGAUACCAUGUUGAAUGCAGUUUCCAUUCUCUCAUGUUACAUUACUUUCAAUAGGAAUGCAUUCGAAAUGGUGUAUGGAAAGAAGUUUCUUUCAUUGUGUUCAUGUGAAAAGAAUAAUGAUACUACAAGUGAUAAUAAACAAUAA